This is a messenger RNA of Aspergillus alliaceus, 902 nucleotides long. RefSeq lists its product as uncharacterized. The coding region runs from base 186 to 830 and encodes 214 amino acids. The transcript has 2 exons. The record is from RefSeq and is a predicted model, not a curated record. Lineage: Eukaryota; Fungi; Ascomycota; Eurotiomycetes; Eurotiales; Aspergillaceae.
GAAAUAUGUCAUGUACCGUAAAAGAAGUGGCUGUAUUGGUUAUGCUAUCUUAACUUUCCCAGACUUGAAUAGUUUAAAAGGCCUAAAAACCUCCACUACUGGUAAAUGAAGGCCUGUGAACUGUCCUCCUUGACUGUACAAAAAUACCCUUGCCGCAUUAGUCAUCCACUUGUCCAAGGAACAACAUGGAUCAUCUUACGGUGGGCACCCAGAAAUUCUCCGUGGAAGAAGCACAGAUAGUGAUGAUGGAGCCACUGGGUUACUUGUGUCUCGGUACCGAGCCCCCGCGAGAGGAUGUUGUAAAGGAAGUGGAAAAGGUUUACGAGCGAAGUCCGAAGAGCGUCUCCCAGUCAUUUCAAUACUGUAAGGGAGGAAGAGAAUGUGAAAUCUUUUUGAACUUGGACAAGCAGGUCAUAACUCUGAUUGAAAGGACACUGGAGAAGCCAUUCCACGAUUUGAAGGAACAAGGGCCCGUGAUUGUUGAGUUUAUAGGCACCGAUAUUCCAAUCCUCGAAGUAGCGACAGCACAUCCAUCACGUGAUGCGAUAUCCGUCCUGCGUCCGCUAAGAGAGUCGGCGCACUGGGGUAAUGGGCUAUUCGGUCUGUAUUCAUGCACCCAUAACCUCAGUAUGGAACAGUUUCAAGGUAUAACUGAAAAGGAUAUACAUGAAAUAGUCGUUGAGCCAAGUGAGACACUAUUGGUCUCCGGUGGUCUCCGUGUUCGCCCAUCAACAAAGGGAGGAGUACGCAUGGUCUGGCAAGGCUUCUCGAAACGUCCAAUGCUUCAUGAUAUCUCUUCACCUUUAGCACUUCCAUUCAUGACAAUAUGACCGAUAUAUCGUACGCUUGACUGGUAUGCGGCAAAUAGGCUUGGGAAAAUCUAUCUUCACUGAGGGGAGGUA